Molecule: messenger RNA, 4017 nt
Organism: Lepus europaeus (European hare)
Lineage: Eukaryota; Metazoa; Chordata; Mammalia; Lagomorpha; Leporidae
Gene: TBC1D23
Product: TBC1 domain family member 23
Exons: 19
Coding region: 120-2222 (700 amino acids)
Biological process (GO): embryonic brain development; retrograde transport, endosome to Golgi
Cellular component (GO): trans-Golgi network
Source: RefSeq, a predicted model, not a curated record
UCUUUCCCGUUGGAGCAGCUCAGUCCGGGACUUCGGAAGACCUUUUACGACACUGGGUGUCAGAGUCUGUCUCGGCGCCGGUUCCACUUUUCGGCAAAGUGACGUGGACGUCAACAGCAAUGGCGGAAGGAGAAGAAGUCCUGGCACUACCAACGUCAAGUGGCGACGGCUGGGAAAAAGAUCUUGAAGAAGCUCUGGAAGCAGGAGGUUGUGAUCUUGAAACUUUGAGAAAUAUAAUUCAAGGGAGACCACUGCCUGCUGACUUGAGGGCCAAAGUAUGGAAGAUUGCUCUGAGUGUUGCAGGAAAAGGUGACAGUUUGGCAUCAUGGGAUGGUAUUUUAGAUCUGCCAGAACAGAAUACUAUUCAUAAAGAUUGCCUGGAGUUUAUUGAUCAGCUUUCAGUGCCAGAGGAAAAGGCAGCAGAUUUACUUUUGGAUAUUGAAUCUGUAAUUACCUUUUAUUGUAAAUCACGUAACAUUAAGUAUAGUACAUCCCUUAGUUGGAUACAUCUGCUGAGACCUCUGGUGCAUCUUCAACUGCCACGCAGUGAUUUAUACAACUGCUUUUAUGCUAUCAUGAAUAAGUACAUUCCCAGGGACUGUUCCCUGAAAGGGAGACCAUUUCACCUCUUCCGAUUACUCAUCCAAUACCAUGAGCCUGAGCUUUGUUCUCUUCUUGAUACAAAGAAAAUUACUCCAGACUCCUAUGCACUCAACUGGCUUGGAAGCCUUUUUGCAUGUUACUGUUCCAUUGAAGUCACUCAGGCAAUAUGGGAUGGAUAUCUACAACAAGCAGAUCCAUUUUUUAUUUAUUUCUUAAUGUUAAUAAUUCUUGUUAAUGCAAAAGAAGUUAUUUUAGCACAAGAAUCAGACAGCAAAGAAGAAGUUAUCCAGUUCUUGGAAAAUACUCCAUCCAGUUUGAAUGUAGAAGACAUUGAAGACCUUUUUUCUCUGGCUCAGUAUUAUUGCAGUAAAACACCAGCCUCUUUUAGGAAGGAUAAUCACCAUCUCUUUGGUAGUACUUUGUUGGGAAUUAAGGAUGAUGAUGCAGAUCUGAGUCAGGCUCUUUGUUUGGCUAUCUCAGUGUCAGAGAUCCUUCAAGCAAAUCAGCUGCAAGGAGAAGGAGUCCGAUUCUUUGUGGUGGAUUGCCGUCCUGCGGAACAGUAUAAUGCUGGUCAUUUAUCAACUGCUUUCCACUUAGAUUCUGAUCUGAUGCUCCAGAAUCCAUCCGAGUUUGCACAAUCAGUAAAAUCCUUGCUGGAAGCACAGAAGCAGUCCAUUGAGUCCGGCUCCAUAGCUGGUGGGGAGCACCUCUGUUUUAUGGGUAGUGGCAGAGAGGAAGAAGACAUGUAUAUGAAUAUGGUUCUGGCACACUUUUUACAGAAAAACAAAGAAUAUGUGAGUAUUGCCAGUGGAGGAUUUAUGGCACUGCAACAGCACCUGGCAGACAUUAAUGUGGAUGGGCCAGAAAAUGGUUAUGGUCAUUGGAUUGCUAGUACCUCGGGCUCAAGGAGCAGCGUCAAUUCUUCCAUUGAUGGUGAAUCUUCUAAUGGCUCAAAUGAUAGAGGAGUGAAAUCACUAGUAAAUAAAAUGACUGUGGCUUUGAAGACAAAAUCUGUUAAUGUUAGGGAAAAAGUUAUCAGUUUUAUUGAGAAUACAUCAACUCCUGUGGACCGAAUGUCUUUCAAUCUUCCUUGGCCAGACAGAUCAUGUACAGAGCGGCAUGUGAGCAGCAGUGACAGAGUGGGCAAGCCUUACCGUGGUGUAAAGCCAGUUUUCAGCAUUGGGGAUGAAGAGGAAUACGACACAGAUGAAAUUGACAGUUCGUCGAUGUCAGAUGAUGAUAGAAAAGAGGUUGUAAACAUCCAGACUUGGAUAAACAAGCCAGACAUCAAGCAUCAUUUUCCUUGUAAAGAAGUAAAAGAAAGUGGUCACAUGUUUCCUAGUCAUCUGUUGGUUACUGCAACACAUAUGUACUGUUUACGAGAGAUUCUUUCGCGGAAAGGAUUGGCGUAUAUACAAUCUCGACAAGCACUAAAUUCUGUAGUUAAAAUUACAUCCAAAAAAAAACAUCCUGAGCUAAUUACUUUCAAGUAUGGAAACAGCAGUGCUUCAGGAAUAGAAAUCUUGGCGAUUGAAAGGUAUUUGAUUCCAAAUGCAGGGGAUGCCACCAAAGCCAUAAAACAACAGAUCAUGAAAGUUUUGGAUGCUUUGGAAAGUUAAUAUAAAAGAAAAUUAUGAAAUUAAGGCAACCAAGAAAAACAUGAAUAUAUGUAUUUCCUGACUGAAUACUAAGCAAAGACCUUUUUUUUGCUCAUGGGGGUGCUUGAUUAGCAGAUCUAAGAAAAUGUAAAUUAUUAUAAUCAACCUCUGGACAGUUAACCUUUUUAAAAAUUUAUUUUGCAUUUUUGGUUUUAUAAAAUGAUUUAUUAUAAAGGUCAGUUAUCAAGUGACUGAAGUAACUGGCCCUGUGCCCUGAUGGAGUAGGGGUACAGAAUACAGUUCUGUUUUGAAGAGCUGUUUUAAGGGAACAUGCAUCACUUCCAGGUUUAAAAGGAACCACACACAUCCGUUUGCAGUGUCUUCACUGAAAAUUGGAAGUAAAAUUAGUUGAAGAGACUUCUUUAAUUGCUCCAUUUAGUUUUAUCCACUGAUCAGUAUCCAAAACCAAAAACGUAAAUAGCUUAACUAUUUAUUAUUUUUUUAAAAAGCGUGAAAUCUUUUUGAGAAAUGGAUCAAGAUUCCAGCCAACUCAAAACAUAGUCCCAGCUAUUAAAAUGUUGAAACUCAAGUUUCAGUCACCUUUGCUCCAUUAUCUAAUUAUUUGGACAUUAAGUGCUUCAGAAGUACUAAGCUUCAUCCUACAAGUUUCUAAGGGAGCAGUUAAUAGCAUUGUCAGAAGUAAUAGGUAUGUUAAGAUUAAAGUGAACCUUUUGAGCACAGAUUUAUAUCUGUAAAGAUGUCAUUGGUCUUUACUACAAGUCUAGUAUUUGAUUUAGGAUAUUUCAAGACAAGUGUUGAGCACACAUUGAUUUAUCCUCAUUGAGAUUAUGUCUGUGAGCACAUUAUUAUCUACUUAAUAAUAAGCCAAAUAAUCAGAGAGCUGUGUAAACUACAAUUGUUUUUAUCAUCACUUUCCAAAUUUUUCUUUCUCUUCAGUUGGUUUUGUCCUCUCCUUAAAGUUCUAGUAGUUUGAAACUAUUUUUAUUCUUUUAAUGUGACAAAACUGAAAAGUUAUAUACUUUAUUUUGCAGCUUUCUCAAUUUAGUUUACUGCAGUCAAUAUUAGACACAUUCAGUGAGUGAAAUAAAUCUAGGAACACAUUUGGGUCUUUGGAAUGAUUUUUUGGUAAAAUCUAUUAGGGAAGUGGUAACUACUCACCAUCUGCCAUGUCCUAAAAUGUAAUGGAUUAUCCUUAAGGGGUUGAUAGGAGAAAUAUUCAGUUGUACCCUGUUAACAGCCAGUUUGGUUUUUUUUUUUUUUUAAUUUAUUUAAUAGAAUCAAGUGAAUAAGCAUUCAAAGCAUUUUGUUCUGAUAUCUAAAUAAAAAGUUUGGUUGAAGACAUUUGCAUGAAAUUGCACCUGGUACAAUAUUUGAUAUUUAUAACUCCCUAAAACUCUUGUAUUGCGUUUUUUCCCUUUCCUUUACCACUCCCUUUAGAAAUGUCCUGAAUCUUCCUCUCUCUCUCUCUCCCCCCCCCCCUCUCUCUUUUUUUUUUUUUUUUUUUUUUUGCCCAUUUCAGCCGUGGGACUUUUUUCAUAAUAUUAUUGUAAAAAUGUUUGUGUUACUGUUUAUAAAUUACAACUGUAAAUAAACAAGUACAGUUUGCUCAAAACUUUGUUCUUAAAAGACAGUGUCUCUCUCCUCUUCCCACCGCCCCCACCCCCAGCUUGUAAAUCUUUAGAUGCCACAAUGAAAAUUAAAGGCUAUUUUAGUAGAAUUUUAAGUGUUCAGAUUUCUGGUUUGUAAAAUUAGAUUUCCAUUUUUGUUUAUCUAAAGAAGGAGAGGGAAAAGAGUU